Rhincodon typus (whale shark) is the source of this 860-nucleotide messenger RNA. Its product is annotated as monocarboxylate transporter 2-like. The record is from RefSeq and is a predicted model, not a curated record. The annotation marks the transcript as partial. The transcript has a single exon. Gene Ontology annotation, molecular function: monocarboxylic acid transmembrane transporter activity. Gene Ontology annotation, biological process: transmembrane transport; monocarboxylic acid transport. NCBI's taxonomy places the organism in Eukaryota, Metazoa, Chordata, Chondrichthyes, Orectolobiformes, Rhincodontidae.
GCCUAGGAUUGGCAUUCAACCUUCAACCAGCUUUAACUAUGAUUGGAAAGUACUUUUACAAGAAGCGCCCCAUUGCCAAUGGUCUGGCAAUGGCUGGUAGCCCAGUGUUUCUGAGCACCUUGGCACCUCUGAAUCAGUACUUAGUUAAUGUCUUUGGAUGGCGAGGCAGUUUCUUCAUCCUAGGAGCAAUCCUGUUGAACUGCUGUGUGGCAGGAUCCUUGAUGAGGCCACUACAACCCAAAAAAACCACCGAUAUAAAAGAUGCACAGUUUUCCACUCUAAAGAAAGAAGAUGGCAAGGAUUUGGGGGAUGGUCUGUCGCAGAAAAAGAAGAAGAAAUUAAGUUUUUUUGCCGUAAUUAAUAAUUAUCUAGAUCUCGCCCUCUUCAAACAUCGGGGAUUUCUGAUCUACUUGUUUGGAAAUGUCAUCAUGUUUUUUGGAUUCUUUGCUCCAAUUGUUUUCUUGGCUUCUUAUGCCAAGCACAUGGGCAUAGACGAGUAUUCUGCAGCAUUCCUGCUUUCCAUUUUUGCUUUUGUAGAUAUGUGUGCAAGACCCAGCAUGGGCCUGGUUGCAAACUCCAAAUGGGUGAGGCCAAAGAUCCAAUAUUUCUUCAGCUUUGCUGUCUUCUACAAUGGUUUCUGCCAUGUCAUGUGCUCAUUGACAAAUGACUUUACAGGCCUAGUUGUCUAUACCAUCUUCUUUGGCUUUGCCUUUGGAAUGGUGAGUGCUGUUCUCUUCGAAACGCUGAUGGACCUAGUUGGUGCCAAAAGGUUCUCAAGUGCAGUAGGACUCGUCACUGUUGUAGAGUGUUGUCCAGUACUUCUGGGGCCACCGCUGGCAGGUAAGAUUCAUGCCCUCUGA